AUGCACCAAGAGCUCUAAAAAUUGGAAUAGUUGAAUAGUUAAGAAUUGGAAUUGGUAAAAUAGGUAUAUGAAUAAAAAGUUGUUUAUUUAAAUACUAAGAUCUACAUGCUCUCCAAAGAACUGGAGUAAAAAACAUCUGAAGUGUCAAAGAUAAAAAGGAGUUAAAUUGUUGUUUAAGAGGAUCCAAUUCAAGAAGACAACUUAAUUGAAAUAGAAAGAGCUAAGACUUAGGAUUUAGUAAAGGAAACUAAAGAAUAGAUGGAAUAAGAGUUGCUCGAAAUAAGGUCUCAGUACUCUAAGGAAAUAUUAGAGCUUUAAAAGCAGCUCAGAAAGAGAGACUUAAUGAUAGAGUAAUUAAUGAUCGAAAUAUAAAUGUAUAAAAAUUGUUAAAAUUAAAAUCUCGACAAAAUGAAGGUAGAAUAUCUUUCCUAAUUGAUUGAGAUUGUUUAGGAUAUCUAAAUAUAAAUUUAGCAAUGA
Messenger RNA from Paramecium tetraurelia, 477 nucleotides. RefSeq lists its product as uncharacterized. The record is from RefSeq and is a predicted model, not a curated record. The transcript has 2 exons. Lineage: Eukaryota; Ciliophora; Oligohymenophorea; Peniculida; Parameciidae.